Messenger RNA from Linum tenue, 6880 nucleotides. NCBI's taxonomy places the organism in Eukaryota, Viridiplantae, Streptophyta, Magnoliopsida, Malpighiales, Linaceae. The record is from the annotation of a GenBank genome assembly.
UGAAGAAGGAAAUCCCAAACCACCACGCCACGAGUAAGACGAGCGCUCGCUUCGCUAGCUAGCCAACUACUAUAGCCUAUGCCCGUGCGGCGAAACGGAGGCGGUUACUGGUUUGAGCGAAAUCGAAGCAUCUGCACGAAAUUAGUGCAAAGGCGAAACUGGAAAGUGAUAUCUCUGGGUUGAGGCGGUGUUUGCGCUUCUGCUGCCUGGAUUGGCUCUUGCGCUUUCGUCAUUCUCCUCUCCGCGACGGCGACAUGGAAGUCGAUUCGCCUCCUGAUCCUAUCCCGCUCAACCCUCGUUAUAGGGUUGUCGAGAGGCUUGCGCAGUUUGGUGUGCCUGACGAGAAUCUGAAGAAGCUGUUCCCUGGUUUAGUGGCGUAUGUGGCUGAUAAACGGCCGCGUUUAGCGAGCUUAGUGUCUGCUAUCUUGCCCACUGAUGAGGAAGUGGAGGAGAUAGUUCAAAAAUCCAAGGCCGGUUCGAAGAAGGUAGUGAGCCCGACAAUGAGAAAUCGUUUUAAGGAAUGCACGAAUUGGUUGCAGUGGCUGAUGUUCUUGGGCGACCCUGCUGUUGCCCUAUUAAACUUGUCUAGGUUGAGUUCAGGACGUGGUGUCUGUGGGGCUGUUUGGGGUACUAAUGAUAUAGCCUAUAGGUGCCGUACUUGUGAACAUGAUCCAACUUGUGCCAUUUGUGUUCCGUGUUUUCAAAAUGGUAAACACGAGGAUCAUGAUUAUUCAAUAAUCUAUACUGGUGGAGGUUGUUGUGAUUGUGGAGAUGCAACCGCUUGGAAACGGGAGGGAUUUUGCACUACACAUAAAGGUGCUGAACAGAUACAGACCCUUCCACAGGAGUAUGCUACCUCUGUAGGACCAGUACUAGAUGCCUUGCUUGGGUUCUGGAAGAAUAAGUUAAUUGUUGUGCAGUGUAUCUCCCAGGAGAACUCCAGUGAUCGUCUGACCGUCUGCAUUAAGUAUGCUACUGAGCUAACGAAUUGGGUGGUUGAGAUGCUGCUAGACUUCUGCAAGUACAGUGAAAGUUUGCUUAGUUUUGUUUCCAGAAGGGUGACUGCUUUGGAUGGCUUGUUGGAGAUCCUAGUAAGGUCAGAGAGUUCAUUGGGUGAGAGUGUUGCAAGGAAGCUUCAUGAAUUGCUUCUUAAAUUAUUAGGAGAGCCCACCUUCAAAUAUGAGUUUGCCAAAGUAUUUCUCAGCUAUUACCCGUUUGUUGUAAAUGAAGUAAUUAAAGAUGGCACAGAGAAUGGUCUCAAGAAGUAUCCACUUUUAUCGAAAUUCUCUGUUCAGAUCUUUACAGUGCCCACUCUAACCCCUCGACUUGUAAAGGAGAUGAACCUUCUUGCUAUACUGCUGCGGUGCUUGAGGGACAUUUUUUCUCAUUGUGCUGGAGAGGAUGGCUGUCUACAGAUCUCCAAGUGGGGAAACCUGUACGAGAUUACCAUUCGUGUGGUCGAUGAUAUUCGUUUUGUUAUGAGCCACAGCGUUGUCCCAAAGUACAUAACCUAUGAACGGAGAGACAUCCUGAGAACUUGGAUGCAACUUUUGUCUUUCUUGCAAGGAAUGAGUUCCCUAAAGAGAGAAACUGGCCUCCAUGUAGAAGAAGAUGGUGACAAUGCAAACUUAUCUUUUUGUUUGGGCCAUUCUAUUGCAAACAUUCAUUCCCUUUUGGUGGGUGGAGCAUUUACUGGCAACGAAGAGGCUGAUGAAGAUUUCUUUUCAAAGAUGAAUGCACAUGAUGUGGAUGAAGGAGAUAGCCUUAGGCAUGCGAAAGUGGGAAGGCUCCUGCAGGAAAGUUCUGUAUCUAGUGCAACCGGGAGGAACUCUUCAAGUGGUUCGUCAGCAACGCACGAUAAUAUCGAAUUGGACUCUGUCUCUCAUUCUCCUAUUCCUUCAGCUGUCACAUGGAUGUCCCAUGAGUGUUUGAAAGCAAUCGAGAGCUGGCUGGAGGCUGAUAAUUCUUCAAGCUCUCUAAUAUCUCAGAAUGCUAGCGGUAUUGCUGACAGCAACUUUGUAGCUUUGAAAAGAACAUUAUCUAAGAUUAAGAGAGGUAAGUAUAUUUUUGGACUUAGUUCAAGUGAGGAUAGAAAUAGGCACGGUGGUUCUCCUACACAUAGUCUCAUAACUGCAGACUUGGAAGAUGCUAGGGGUACUGCCCUGAACUGUAGAGCAAGUCCUGAUUCUGCAGGUCUUGAUAGUCCUAUUGGAGGAAAUGGUUCGUCGGAUUUAGAUGCUCUGCGGGUUCUCAGUUCAUCAGAGUGGCCUAACAUAGUUUUUGAUGUUAGUUCGCAGCCUGUGUCAGUUCACAUUUAUUUACAUCGGUUACUUGCCCUCCUUUUGAAAAGAUCGCUGAGAAGGUCAUAUGGUGAGUCUGAUGUGGGUAACCUUAUGGCAUCUGCAAUCCACAAAGAUUUCUUUGGGUCUGUCCUUAGGGGCUACCACCCAUUUGGUUUCUCUGCCUUUGUUAUGGAGCAUCCUUUGCGUAACAGGGUAUUCUGUGCCCAAGUUCAGGCUGGAAUGUGGAGGAAGAAUGGAGAUGCUGCUAUUAUGUCCUGUGAGUGGUAUCGAUCAGUUCGCUGGUCUGAGCAGGGUCUGGAACUUGAUCUAUUUCUUCUUCAGUGCUGUGCUGCGUUGGCCCCCGCUGACUUUUUUGUUACCAGAAUAGUUGAGCGAUUUGGUCUGUCAGACUACUUAUCUUUGAAUCCUGAAAUGUCGAACGAGUAUGAACCUGUCUUGGUGCAAUCUAUGCUGACUCUUAUCAUACAAAUUAUCCAAGAAAGACAUUUUUCUGGGCUGACUACUGCUGAGAAUCUGAAAAGAGAGUUGGUUCAUAGGUUAGCCAUCGGAGAUGCCACUCACAGUCAACUGGUGAAGUCUUUGCCCCGUGACCUCUCCAAGUCUGACCAGCUUCAGGAGAUCCUAGAUGCAGUUGCUGUGUAUUCUAAUCCAUCCGGUGUUAAUCAGGGUAUGUAUUCUCUGCGUUCUUCGUUCUGGAAAGAGUUAGACCUGUACCAUCCUCGGUGGAGCUCAAGAGAGUUGCAAGUUGCUGAAGAAAGAUACUUGCGCUAUUGUAAUGUCUCUGCAUUGACUACUCAGUUACCCAGAUGGAAAAAGAUCUAUCCUCCUCUCCAGGGCGUGGCCAGAGUUGGUACCUGUAAAGUUGUCCUUCAAAUCAUCCGUGCUGUGUUAUUUUAUGCUGUAUUUUCUGAUAAGAUAAAAGAGAAUCGCGCUCCAGACGGUGUUCUUUUGGCUGCGCUGCAUUUACUGAUGUUGUCAUUGGAUGCCUGUUGUCAGCUGACUGUAUCAAAUGACACAUUAUCGGACUUGGGAGAUCCCAUCCCCUUAAUUAAAUUUUCUGGUGAAGCAGUCAAUGAUUCCAUACUUUAUGAUGCUGGCGAACAGAGUUUACUUUCACUUCUUGUCUCACUAAUGAGGAUGAACAGACGAGAGAACUUAAAUGGCUUCUUUCAAGCUGACAGUUGUGACAUUGCUUCUCUGAUUGACAAUAUUCUGAAGAGAUUUGCCGAGAUGGAUUGCAGAUGCAUGACAUUACUUCAACAGCUUGCACCUGAAGUGGUUGUUCAGUUUUCACAGCCAAUGCAACUGUGCGACACAAAUAUGCCAAACUUAGAAUCUGACCAUGAGAAACGGAAAGCCAAAGCUCGAGAGCAACAGGCCGCUAUAAUGGCAAAAAUGAAGGCGGAGCAAUCCAAGUUCUUGUCAAGCAUUAAUUCUACCAUCCUUGAUGAUUCAAAAUCUGAAUCGGAAGAAAGCAACUCUGAUGGUGAACACUACUUCAAAGAUCUGGCGCAGGAUGUUUGCUCUCUUUGUCAUGAUCCUGACUCCAAGGAUCCCUUAUCUUUCUUGGUUCUUCUUCAGAAAUCAAGGCUUUUGAGCAUUAUCAAUAGAGGGACACCCUCAUGGGAUAAAGCUUGGCAGUUGGAUAUAGAGCAUUUGUCAGAAACCAACAAAGUGACAGGUCAAUCUGGAGUUACCUCCUCCAAUGCUUCAGCAUCCUCUCAGUUGUUGCAGUUUGUACAGAAUAUUGUAAAUGAGUUCUCUCGUUAUGGGAAACCUGGGGAAGUUAACAGUGUUUUGAAAAUCCUGAAGUCUCAAUUCCCGUCACUAGAAAAUGCUGAAGUUUCCUGCACAUUCAAGGAUGGGAAUGAUGAGAACAUUUACACCCUUGAGAUGUGGGAAGACGACUUGUAUUUGUCCAUCAGAAAGGAAGUUCUAGAAUCCAGGGCUGGUCUUGAGUUGGGAAUGGCAAAUGAUUAUUCUCAUGCAGAUGGAAAUCAGCCAAAUGACUACAAGAUCACUGACUCACUGUUCAUUGGCAAAUAUGUGGCUGCACUUUCUUCUGAAAUGAUUGAACAGCCAUCACCUUCUGAAAGUGCCCAUCAGGAUGAGAUGCAGGCGGAAUCUACUUCACAACCUUCUGCAUAUGAUGGAUUUGGCCCGGUAGGUUGUGAUGGGAUCCAUUUGUCUUCCUGCGGCCAUGCAGUGCAUCAGUCAUGUCUUGAUCGAUAUUUAUCAUCAUUAAGGGAGAGGUACAUUAGGAGAAUUGCAAUUGAAGGAGGGCAUAUUGUUAACCCAGAUAAGGGAGAAUUUCUGUGCCCUGUCUGCCGCCGGCUUGCAAACUCUGUUUUGCCUUCCUUUCCUGGAAAUUUCCGGAAGGGUGGGAAGCCCAUGGUUUCACCUGUCAAUUUAUCAAACGAUAGGGAGGCAUUUUUGCUAAUGAAAGGAUUUGCUCUCUUGCAAUCUGCUGCAAACAUUAGUCGAAAUAGAAAUAUCUUGAGAACUGUUCCACUGAACAUAAACAGAAGGGCCGCGCCAAAUCUGGACUUUGUCUGUCGAAUGCUCUGUAAAUUGUAUUUCCCGAACAGACAGGAGAAGUUCUUAGGAACAUCAGGGGUAAAUGAGUCUAUGAUCAUGUGGGACACACUGAAGUACUCUCUCAUUACUAUGGAGAUUUCAGCUCGUUCUGGAAAAGAGUCUACUAUGCCAACAUAUACCCUUGACUCCUUAUAUAAGGAACUCAAUUCGUCUAGUGGGUUUACAUUAUCGAUGCUGCUGAAGAUUGUGCAAUUUGUGCGUAGUAAUAAUGUCCUUCGUGUACUUCAAAGAUACAGAGGCAUUCAGCUCUUUGGAGACUCUAUUUGCUUGGGUGCCUCCAAGAAAUCUGGUGACAGCACCGAACGACAUGCAGGUGACUUAUUAUGGAAGCAACUUGAUAAAGAAGUAUUAUUUCCUGAUGUUCCAUUCUGGAAUCGAGCAGCUGAUCCCAUUAUUGCUCAUGAUCCUUUCUCAUCUUUAAUGUGGGUUCUGUUUUGUCUUCCACAACCAUUUUUCUCUUGUGAAGACUCACUGCUGUACCUAGUACAUGUCUUCUAUUCUGUUGCUGUGAUUCAGGCAAUAAUUACAUAUUGCGGAUUAGAAGACUCCAAAUAUGAUGGCUUGGACUCUGGUGAUUCCCUGAUAACCGACAUACUCAACAUUCUAAGGGAGUCUGGAUGGGUACGGCAAUAUUUUGUUUCGACCGGUGUAGAUUCGUCUGGUGACAUCAUGGUUGUUAUUCGUAGAUUGAGUUUCCCCUUUUUGAGGAGAUGUGCAUUACUGUGGAAGUUACUGAGGACUUCUGUCUCAGCACCAUUCUGCAGUAGGGAGGAGAGAUUAUUCUCUAAUCAUGUCGACCAGGUAGCAGACAUGGAGACCGACUUUGCUGAGAUCAAUGAAGUUGAAAAUUUGGAAAAGCUAUUCAAGAUUCCACCGUUGGAUAUUAUUCUAAAAGAUCAUGCUCUUCGAGAUAUAGCUUUGAAGUGGUGCAAUCAUUUCUGCUUUGACUACAGAACACGAAGCUUUAAGGGCAAUCUACAUUUGGCACCUGCAGUGCCAUUUAGGUUAAUGCACCUCCCUCGUGUUUACCAGGAUCUGCUGCAGAGGUACAUUAAACAGACUUGUGCUACCUGCAAGAGUGUUGUUCUUGAGGAGCCUGCACUUUGUUUGCUUUGUGGUAGAUUAUGCUCUCCAAACUGGAAGACAUGCUGCAGUGAGACCAAAACCCAAAUUCAUGCAGCGACUUGUGGUGCUGGUACAGGUGUAUUCCUACUGAUUAAGAGAACAACAAUUCUCUUACAAAGAUGUGCUCGGCAAGCUCCUUGGCCUUCCCCAUACUUGGAUGCUUUUGGUGAAGAGGAUGUAGAGAUGCAGAGAGGAAAGCCUCUGUACCUUAACGAGGAGCGUUAUGCUGCAUUAAGUCAAAUGGUUGCUUCUCAUGGCCUUGAUCGAAGCUCUAGGGUUCUUGGUCAAACCACCAUUGGAACCUUUUUUGUGGUGUAGCUGGUCCAAGAAUUGCACAUUCUCCUCUGGUGGGCAGGGCGAGUUGGUCGACCUUGAGCGUGUAUAGUUAAAGGGGGAAGGGGCACAUGAAGAGACCCUUAUCAGCUAUCCGUAUGAAAGAAAUUCUGCUUCCCUAAUGCCAGAUUGAUGGUCGAUAGGUUAUAACAGACAGGAGACGAAGCGUUUAUGAUAUCAUCAGUAUUAGUGGACUUCGCCAUUCACCGGUCUUUUUUCUUACGAAUGUAUGAAUAUAUCGGGUCGGAUCUCUCUGCCUUUUCUUUCUUAUGUCUCUUGUUGCAUUUUGCCCUUUCAUUAUCCUUUUGGUGUUGUCUCUGUUCUUAAUCGCCCUCUUAUGUAUAGAACUUGGAAGCUGUGCCCAAUUGAUAAACCGUAUCCCUUGUAAGUUGUGAAUGCUAGAUAGUUUUUCCCUAUAUCUAAAGUAUAUGGGCUUCUGUGUGUGCCUCAAUUGUAGGCCGUUAAUGAACCAAGCCGCUCAUGAACGGCUUGGUGUCCGAUACGAAAAAAACUCGUUCGAC